GCUGCCAAAACAGCGGUAUCCAUGACAACCGUUCUGUCAAAACAGUUCAACCUCGGCGGUGUUGAUAAAAUUGUAAAUUAAAAUGUGUUUAAAGAAUUUGCGUGUUAGUGGAAGCAUAUAAUUUAAUCGACUGAAAGAAAAUAAAAGUAAAUCAAAAUGCCGGAGCUAGUCGAGCAGAUGUACUGCUCCCAGCAGAUAGUGAUUCCUCCGAAGUUCCCCUACAUAUUGAAGAGAUUUUGUAAAGCGGCAAUUAAGACCCAGCCAUACGAUCUCCUCCGCUGGUCCUUCGAAUAUUUCAAGGCGCUGGCCGAAAACCGUCCCCCACCUGUUAAAUUAAGGCUUGAAUAUCCCAUCUACAGCACUGAAGGCGGGCUCACUCGUGGAUGUCUGAAGGUUAUCGCUCAUCAGUUGCUAAACAUCGGCAAGAAUCUGCCCCUAUACCUCAUCAGGAAAGCCUGGCGUGGCUUCUGCUUGGAUCCCAAUGAGUUGAGGAGGAUUUUUUGUCUCUGUGAGGUUUACAUGAGGCAGGAUUACGUUCCGUUGCUGCAUUUUAUUGCUGUGGCUGGUGGGAUGCUGACUAAGAAUCUGACCUACACCAUGAUUCUUCUCUGCGAGGUUCUCACCAAGGAACCAGACGGUGGUUCAGCAGCCAUUCCUGCCGAUGACUUCCUUGCCAUGUACCUGUUUCUAGCCCGGAUGGACGCUUCCAGGGAUAUUAGAUACGUCAACGGGUAUAGGGAAGGAGAGACUCCUAGACCAGAAGAGGAAGAGAUAGAAGAAGAAGAGACACUUAGUGAAGCUACUGUUGACCCUUCCCUAGAUGAUUUCUGGCAAGGCGCUGGUCAUCUUCGUCGGCUAAGCCUAGUCGAUGACUCGGUGACCACCAAUCCGAGACUCAGCCAGAGAUCAGCCCUGCCACCUAUAGGACGGGUCGCCAGGUCGCUGUCUGCUGAAAGAGCGGCGCAGAUAGAGAGGGAGAAUUAUAUGAGGGAGAGAAAAGAUAGAGCUAUACUGGACGAAGAUGUUGAAGCAAAGAUGAAGCAGCUAAGUUCAUCCAUAGUGCAAGAUAAAGCAGGAGAUGAUAAAGCGAAAGAAGAAGACGCUGAAGAAAAAGAAGAAUUCAAACCGAUCAGAGUUUGGGACGAGGAUGACAAAGAGAUUCCAUUUGAAUUUUACGGUGAACCUAAAAUCGAAGACGACAAUUUAGAAGAACAGCAGAAGGAACUAGAUGGAGAGGAAGAGACCAAACAAGAGGCUGAGCACGAGGAAUAUAUACAAGACAUGAUAGAAGAACUGUAUCAAGCGCGUGCGCAGAGACUGGCAGACCUGGAACAGACUUUCGAGGAUAUAGCUCGCAUCGUGGAUAAAUUCAAAUUGGCCAAUUAUGAUCUUGGAAUGGUGGCUGGUCGUCAGAUGUCCAUCACCAGCGGAGAGUUCAUUGUGCAGCACAUCGAGAAGGAGAUCAUGGACUACAUUGACGAGCAGAUUGCUGUUUUGCCUGACCCUGACUUGAAGAAGAAGAAGGCUAAGCCAGAAGAAGUAGAGAUGGUCAGAAAUCUGCUCUAUAAUUUCCUGGAUGAGAACAUGGACAUCAUCGUGCCAGAGAUCGAAGAAGUGGAGGAAGAGGAACUGCCAAUUCCCGAGAUCGUGGUGGUAUACGCAGUACCCGGAAUCGGUCCGUUUGUGUCCGAAGAAAUGAUUUGUGAUGUUGAAGAGUACAUAGCUGACGUCAGCAAAAACCAAGCUGAUAUGGUCAUGCCAAGGAACUUCAGGCAUUUCCUUAGUCCGCCUUUGGAGAAAUUCGAGGAAUACCAAUGCGAAGAUCACAAGAAAGAGGAACUCGCCUGCUCUGGUGUAUUUACCAAUUAAAAGAUAUAUUUAUUAAUUUUGUAUUUUAAUCACUGAAGUCUAAAUAGUUGUUGAUGCACUGUAAUAUUUAUAGUUGAUUAAAUUCUUUACUUACUGUA
Cydia pomonella (codling moth) is the source of this 1967-nucleotide messenger RNA. RefSeq lists its product as uncharacterized. The coding region runs from base 157 to 1869 and encodes 570 amino acids. The record is from RefSeq and is a predicted model, not a curated record. The transcript has 16 exons. NCBI's taxonomy places the organism in Eukaryota, Metazoa, Arthropoda, Insecta, Lepidoptera, Tortricidae.